Messenger RNA from Acanthosepion pharaonis, 1104 nucleotides. The record is from the annotation of a GenBank genome assembly. NCBI's taxonomy places the organism in Eukaryota, Metazoa, Mollusca, Cephalopoda, Sepiida, Sepiidae.
AUGUCGUCUCUGAGUGAUGACUUCAAUGUUCAUUUUUGUAUAUCUAUCUAUCUAUCUAUCUAUCUAUCUAUCUAUCUAUCUUUUCACCCCAAGCAAGGCUGGACGCGUCACUCUCACUUUCUCUCCUUCUCUCUCUUUUUCAUCUUUCCAUCCUUCUUUACCUCUCCUCAUCUUUCCGUUCCCUGUUUUAUCCCUCUCUCUACUUGUCUUUCUCUCUCUCUUUAUCUUUUUUUAUCUACUUUCCAUUCGUCUUCACGUCUCCCUAUCCUUCACUCUCUUUUCACUCUCUUACCCCUCUCUCCACCUGACUUUCCCUCUCUUUCUUUCUUUCUUUCUUUCUUUCUUUCUUUCUUUCUUUCUUUCUUUCUUUAUCAUCUACUUUCCAUCCCGCUUCACACUUUCCCUCUCCUUCUUUCUCUCUUCCUUUUUCGCCUUUUUAUCUACUUUCCAUCGCUCUUCAGGUCUCUCAAUCCUUCACUCUCUUUCCAUUUCCUGUCUUACCUCUCUCUCCACCUGACUUCCCACUCUCUCUCUCUCUCAUUCUCUACUUUUCAUCUACAUUCCAUCUCUCUUCACGUCUCUUCAUCUUUCACCCUUUCCAUUCUACGUUCACUCCCUCUCUCUCUCUCUCCACAUCUGUCCAUCCUUCUCUCUCCAAAUUCUGUCUUAACCUUCUCUCCCUCUCCCCACCUGAAUCCACCCUCUCUCUCUCUCCCUCUCUCUCAUUCUCUACUUUUCAUCUACUUUUCAUCCCUCUUCACGUCUCUUCAUCUUUCAAUCUUUCCACUCUCUGUUCACUCCCUCUCUCUCUCUCUCUCUCUCUCCACGUCUCUCCAUUCUUCGCACUCUUUUUCCACUCUCUAUCUUAGCUCUCUCUCCCUCUAUCCACCUGACUUUCCCUCUCUUUCUUUUUUCUCUCUUUCUUUCUCUCUUUUUCAUCUACUUUCAAUCCCUCUUCACGCCUCUCCAUCUUUCACUCGCUUUCCACUCUCUGUCUUAUCCCUUUAUCCAUCUUUCCCCCCCCUCUCUCUCUCUCUCGACCACGGGAAAUUACAUCGGAAUAAUCUCUCUAUCUAUGCGCUGUUUUUCUUCAAGACAACGUAA